GGAUUCAUCAAUCCCACUUCUAGUCCUGAUCACGACUGCAUUCGCAGGCUCGCAGCAUCAUCAACACCAUCGGGGUCAAGGCGUUUGUUAGCCGCCGUGGAGGCUGGGCGGGCAGCGGGCUCUCCCCGCCGGUCCCUCAAAAGAAAUGCACACGGGAAGCACGCCGCCCUCGUAGCUGCUCGUCUGCCCUCCGUUCGACCCCCUCCGGGCUCCUCGUCCGCCGACCUUCGCCCGCGCAGGAUAGGACAUGGCGCCCGCCCAUCGGAAGUCGACCACCACAAGCGUCCAUGCAAACGCAAGUGCAAGCUCCAGUGCAAGCACAAACGCGAGCGGAAGCGCAAAUGUGGUCCCGACGGCAGGCGCGUCGGCGGUGUCCGCGCCGCCGCCCAUAUCGGCGUUUGUGGUAGGCCCGUCGCAGGCCCCAGGUAUCACGCCAUUCUGGAACCCGAUCGUCGUGCUCGUUUUCCUCUGGGCCGCGCUCUUCCUCGCGCUCUGCGCGACCGCGGUCUGCCUGUUCGUGCGCGGCCGCCGUAGAGAGGCUCGGGCGCACCCGGUGCGCCGCGUCACGAUCGCCGGGACGGCGCGGGCGCGGGGGAAGGCCGUCGCGGUCCUCGCCAACGGGCCCGAGUCCGAAAAGGGCGGGAGCCAGCACAGCGGUGGUAGCAGGGACAAGGACAGGGAAGGGGGCGACGGGGCAGAGGAGCAGGAGCAAGACCUGAGCGAGAGGCAGAGCGUGACGAGGGCGGGUCGAGACCGGGAGGGGGAAAGGACGUCGCCGCCGCCACCAGCGAUGCCGCUCGGACUGCCUUCGUGCUCGUCGUCGGGUUCGCCUCUGUCGGCGACGACGUCCAAGUCGCUCGAUCCGGGCCAGGAGUCGCAGACGACCCCGGUGCCCCAGGUGCUCGUGUGGUUGCCGUCGUUCCGGAACGGUGCGGGCGGUCAGGCGCAGGCGAGUGAGGGGCACGGUGCGACGUCAUUACGAGGCGGGGUUCUUUGAUCGUUCUUCCCGGGGCACGGACUCGGGCUUUCGCACUUGGGAUAGAAGGACACACGGACUGGAAUGGAUACCCGAUACACAUCUGGACAUAUCGCAGCUGCUAGACUUCGAUUUCUUCACUCUAUAUUGUAGCUAUGGAGCUUUCACCAUCACACCACACGCCAUCCCUGGCCAUGGGACUCUG
Molecule: messenger RNA, 1181 nt
Organism: Dichomitus squalens LYAD-421 SS1
Lineage: Eukaryota; Fungi; Basidiomycota; Agaricomycetes; Polyporales; Polyporaceae
Exons: 3
Coding region: 248-997 (249 amino acids)
Source: RefSeq, a predicted model, not a curated record